UAUUCCCGGGUUUUCUUCCCAUCCUCUCUUUCAACUUUCAAGUUUCCCAGUUCUCAAACUUACAUCUCUCUCUGUGUGCAAGACAAUCAAGAAUUAGAAGAAACUCAUGGAGGGCUCGAUUCGUGGCCUGCCUCCUCUAAAGAGAUUCAAACUUCUGCAACAACAAGAAGAUGAGAGCGGGCACUCAUCAUCGCGCCUUCCAGCGAAGAAGAGAAAAGAAUCAUGGGAUCCUCCCAUUCUACCAUCUACUACUGUCUCUUGUUGCUUACCUGCGAAAAAGAGGGUUUGGGCUCCUCAACCUCUCAGCCCACAAAAACCCAGUUCGUCUUUUGAUCUCAAUGUUGAAUAUAAGCCAUCUCCCGAGAAGAAACCAUCCACAGUAGCUGUGGAUUAUGAAGAGAAUGCAGCAAAAGAGGAGAAUCAAGAUACAUCUGAGGGCAUCCACGAAGAAGAAGAAUAUGAGGAUGGGAUUGUCUGCGACAUUUGCUUGAGCACCGAUGGAGAUCCAUCCGAUCCAAUCGUCUUCUGUGAUGGCUGUGAUCUCAUGGUCCACGCUACCUGCUAUGGAAAACCCCUCAUUCAGGGUAUCCCAGAAGGGGAGUGGUUCUGUGCCAGGUGUGAAAUUUCUUCGCCUUCUCGAAAGGUUGCAGCUGAUGAGGGAAAUGUAGAUUUCUGCUGCUGUCUCUGUCCCAUUAAAGGAGGAGCCAUGAAACCCACAACAGAUGGGCGGUGCGCUCAUAUCAUUUGUGCGCUUCUAGUGCCUGAGGUAUUCUUUAAAGAUCCAGUAGGAAGGGAUGGAAUCGAUUGUUCCCAGGUUCCUAGUAGGAGAUGGAAAGGGAAAUGCUAUCUAUGUCAGUCUGCAAGUGGAUGUGUUAUUGAAUGCUCUGAGCCCAAAUGCCUAUUGGCUUUCCAUGUUAGUUGCGGGUUAAAAGAGGAUCUAUGUAUUGAGUACAGAGAAGGGAGGAGCGGAGGUGCCAUUGUUGCUGGGUUCUGCAAGACUCACACUGAGCUGUGGAAGAAGCAACAACAGAGUGGAAAGUUCAAGAUUGUAGCUAGGGAGCAGCAAAGGAAGUAAGAUCAAAAGAGAUGCGAUUGCUGCUGGUUCAUAGACCUCAGAUGCCAAUAUGAGUUCAAGCAGAUCUACCGAUCCACUGUUGGUGGAUGGAAGUCAUGUAAUCAUUAACUGACUAAUUUAUUGGUUUAGUUUAGAUUUAGCCAUUGAAGCUGAUAUGAAACUUGUAAUAAUGAUUAGCAUUUUAUUUAGUUUUAUUUGAGUA
Macadamia integrifolia is the source of this 1277-nucleotide messenger RNA. Its product is annotated as protein Jade-1. The record is from RefSeq and is a predicted model, not a curated record. The transcript is spliced from 2 exons. Gene Ontology annotation, biological process: regulation of transcription by RNA polymerase II. The coding region runs from base 107 to 1075 and encodes 322 amino acids. NCBI's taxonomy places the organism in Eukaryota, Viridiplantae, Streptophyta, Magnoliopsida, Proteales, Proteaceae.